GAAUGCCUCAGUCGCGCUUGUUUGACCGUGAGCAGUGCAAGUAUUGUGGUUAACAGUGUUAAAACGCCUCUAGAUUACGACGGUCAAUAACGAUGCCAGCCCCAACCGACGCCGUGUCAACAGGCGAGGCCUCGCUCCUUCGCAAAGCGAGCGACAUUUUCGCUGCCACGUUCAAGCGGAGCCCCACCGCUGCAGUCGCCGCGCCCGGCCGCGUCAAUCUUAUAGGGGACCAUGUGGAUUACUGCGAAGGAUACGUUUUGCCUGUGGCGUUGCCGUUUCUGACAGUUGUGGUUGGCGCCAACAACGACACGUCGACGUGUUGCGUCGUGUCGGUAAUCGACUCGGGGCGUAAAGAGGCGACGUUCCCUACGCCCAGCUCUGGUCAGCUCAAGCCCGGGGAACCUGCUUGGGCUAACUAUGUUAAGGGCGUCGUGGCUAACUUCCCUGGUGCGGUAAAAGGUUUUGACGCCGUGAUCGUCUCGGACCUGCCGAUGGGCGCUGGCCUGUCAAGUAGUGCCUCUGUUGAAGUCGCCACUUUCACCUUAUUAGAAGCUCUGGCGGGAACUAAUAUCGACCCAGUGAAGAAGGCCCAGCUGUGUCAGAAGGCUGAGCACGAGUUCCCGGGCAUGCCGUGCGGCAUCAUGGACCAAUACGUCGUCACGAUGGGGAAGAAAGACCACGCUCUUCUUAUUGAUUGUCGGUCCCUUGAAAGCAGCCAAGUGCCCAUCACGAACGGCGACACCGUCAUCCUUGUGAUCAACUCUAACGUGAAGCACCAGCUGACCGGCAGCGAAUAUCCUCAACGCCGUGCGCAGUGUCAGAAAGCUGCUGAUUUACUAGGCUUUCCGUCACUUAGAAACGCUACCAGCGAACACGUUAAAGAUCUGAGAGGAAAGAAAUGCGACGUAGAUGUGGUAAAGCGGGCGCAGCACGUUGUCGAAGAGAUACGUCGCACCGAGGAGUGCGCAAAGAGCUUGCGGGCAGGAGACUUGGAGCGUGUCGGUGAGCUAUUCUACGAGUCUCACGAGGCGUUACGCGACCUGAUGGAGGUUUCUUGCCCGGAGCUUGACCAGCUGGUUGCCAUUGCCAAAACGGUUGAAGGCGUCUAUGGUGCCAGGAUGACGGGCGGCGGGUUUGGCGGCUCGGCGGUUGUCCUUGUAAAGAACGCCGCGGUAGAACAACUCAAAAGUCGAAUUCUGAGUGAAUACAAAGGAAAGCCUACAUUCUUACUGGCUGUGCCUAGCGAUGGCGCCAGGAAACUGAACAUUUAAUAUAAACAAAAGAAC
This is a messenger RNA of Cydia amplana, 1286 nucleotides long. Its product is annotated as galactokinase-like. Gene Ontology annotation, cellular component: cytoplasm; cytosol. The record is from RefSeq and is a predicted model, not a curated record. NCBI's taxonomy places the organism in Eukaryota, Metazoa, Arthropoda, Insecta, Lepidoptera, Tortricidae. The transcript has 9 exons. Gene Ontology annotation, biological process: carbohydrate phosphorylation; galactose metabolic process. Bases 93 to 1271 code for a protein of 392 amino acids. Gene Ontology annotation, molecular function: ATP binding; galactokinase activity.